GGGGCUCGGGGCGGCCGCCCCAGGAGCCGGAGCCCGCAGCGGGAAGCGGCCGCCACCCGGGCCGCGCGGGGCAAGGCGAGGCGGGGCGGGGCCGGGCGUGACGGGAAGGGGAGGCCGCGCGGAUCGGGAGCAGCACCGUGCCAGCUGGGCUGCAUCGGCCGCUCACCGAGGCCGCGAUGGGGCUGGAGACGGAGAAGGCGGACGUGCAGCUCUUCAUGGACGACGACUCCUACAGCCACCACAGCGGCCUCGAGUACGCCGACCCCGAGAAGUUGGCGGACUCGAGCCAGGACCGGGAUCCCCACCGGCUCAACUCGCAUCUCAAGCUGGGCUUUGAGGAUGUGAUCGCAGAGCCGGUGACUACGCAUUCCUUUGACAAAGUGUGGAUCUGCAGCCAUGCCCUCUUUGAAAUCAGCAAAUACGUAAUGUACAAGUUCCUGACGGUGUUCCUGGCUAUCCCCUUGGCCUUCCUUGCGGGAAUUCUCUUUGCCACCCUCAGCUGCCUGCACAUCUGGAUUUUAAUGCCUUUUGUAAAGACCUGCCUAAUGGUUCUGCCUUCGGUGCAGACAAUAUGGAAGAGUGUGACAGAUGCUAUGAUUGCUCCAUUGUGUACGAGCAUGGGACGAAGCUUCUCUUCUGUCAGCCUGCAACUGAGCCAGGACUGAAUAUUUGGACCCCAGGUCUGGAGAUUUGGAUACUGUAAUACUUCUUUGAUAUUAUAACACAAAAGCACCACUGUUCUGUUCAUUUCCUAGCUGUUCUAAUUAACAAAACUGUUAAGAUGAGCAACCACAUUUAGAAAUGUUUAUUGGCAGAUAUUUUCAAAUAAUGCUUUCUAAUUAAUAGCCAAAGAUUUCAUACCUAACUUUGUAACCAGAAUUAUACCGUAAGUUGACAACACUUAGAUUUAAAGGCAAACAGUUUUGCUUUAGUACAAUAGUACACAUUUUAUAAUGAUGAAUUUAUAAUAAUCAAGGGACAUUGCUAUCAAAAUAUUACAAUAGUUUUAUGCACAACUUCCCAUUAAAAAAAUGAGAUUUCUCAUUUGUGUGUUUGUUUUUACUUUAGGAGUAAACCGUUUUAAAUUAGCUUUACAGACAUGGUCACUAGUAUACUUAGAAUAUACAAUGAUCCUGGAAAUUGCAGUAAUAAAAGCACACAGUGAUUGUAGUAACUAUCAGACACAAUAAAACAAAUAAAUGUGAAAGUAGAUUCAUGAAAAUGUAUUCCUUUAUUGUUUUCCUACAGGCCUAUUUAACAAGAUGUUUCAUUUUACUGUAUAUUUUGUACUUAAUAUAAAUGUUGCUCUAAUCAGAUUGCUUAAAAGCAUUUUUAUUAUAUUUAUGUUGUUGAACUAAUAUAUGAAAUAAGUAAAUUUAGUUCCCACAAGGUAAACUUCAUUGGUAAGAUUGCACUGUUUUGAUUAUGUAAGCAUUUAUAUAUCUUCUUUGAAAAUAAAAUAUAAAAGAGCGAUACACAAAGCUUUCUUUUCUAAACUUUCCGAGAAAAAUAUGAAAUGUUUUAUGACUGACAUUUAUCUGGUUGUGCUUUUAAAAUAAUUCACAUCUAAAUAUUAUUUUGUCUAGGAGAUGCUUUCUUUCUAGUAGUUAGAAAUUAAACUUGUGUCUGCAUUCCUAUUAAUGUUUCACUUUACUUUCAAGUAAUAUUGGUGCUAUUUAACAUUUUACGGUAAAGGCUACUUCUGAUACUUUAGUACAAUUUCAACUACAGUGAUUCAUGUAGAGAGACAGGAAAGUUGUCAACUUGUUAGGCUACUGAGCUGCAUGCAUAAACUAAAAACUAACAGCUACAAACUUUUAAGAUGUUCUGUAAUAUGCGUAUGUAACACAGGAUAAAGUUAUUCUUGUCAUUUUGAGCUGUAGAGUCCUAUUUCAGUGUGAUGAAUCACUGUUGCUUUGAAAAAUCUCAUUUCAAAAUGAUAGACAUAUACCAAAAAAAGUCUAUACUGUGAGUAGUUACUAAAUUUUACACACCUUAAAAGUGCAUAUAUGCUUAAAUUUCAGAAUUGCCAUUGGAACUUGAAUUGACUUUCCUUUGAAUACCCUUAUAAGUGACAAAUACGAUUAAUAAGGUUUUUCAAAAUUGCUGGGACUGGUGAAUAUAAAUGAUGAUUAAACUGGAAUACUAUUGGGGACCAAAUCAAAUGAAUGAUUCAAUUAUGAAGCUCAUAUCCUUUUGAAGGUAGUUGCAAAAGGGACAUUUCAAAACUGCCCUAAGCCAUCGUAGCAUCCUUAAGUGGAACACAUAAUCAUUACCUUAAAGCAUCACCACUCAUUUGGACCAUAUAGAUUUUAUUAUGUUAGUUUAAAAGGUCAAUCAGUCUCAUGACUUUAUAGUUAUGUCUUGUAUUUUAAAACAUUUUUUAAACAUUUGGAUAAACCAGAAAUAUUUUAAUAAAAUAUCUAUUUUAAUAAAUUAUGAGCUUCUAUCUUUUCAAAUAGCAAGUUUUAAACCCAAAACAUGUAUACAUAGUUCUGUAAUAAAACUGUGUGACUUCUAACAAGUAACAUGUGAUUUUAUUAUUUCUGAACAGUACUGGUUACUUUCAAAAUGAAUUUUUAUUGAGAUUUUCCAUUAACUAUUUUUUUCAAAGACACAUUUUGUACCAAGUAAUCCCAGGCUUUAUGGACAAACAUGUUGUUUCUUUUAUUUGGGGCUGGGAGAGGUAUAUGCUGAGCAGACUGCCUCAGAAUUCUUAAUAAAUUUUCUAAAAACCUA
Cebus imitator (Panamanian white-faced capuchin) is the source of this 2739-nucleotide messenger RNA. RefSeq names its product caveolin 2 (gene CAV2). Lineage: Eukaryota; Metazoa; Chordata; Mammalia; Primates; Cebidae. The coding region runs from base 177 to 665 and encodes 162 amino acids. The transcript is spliced from 3 exons. The record is from RefSeq and is a predicted model, not a curated record. Gene Ontology annotation, molecular function: molecular adaptor activity; protein kinase binding. Gene Ontology annotation, cellular component: cytoplasmic vesicle; perinuclear region of cytoplasm; Golgi apparatus. Gene Ontology annotation, biological process: caveola assembly; negative regulation of endothelial cell proliferation; positive regulation of MAPK cascade.